GCAAAUCUACGGCUUCAAGACUUUUAUUAGGAAAAAGAACAUUUACAAAUUUGAAGAAAUAUUGUGGUUUAAUGAGUAUUUAAACGGCAGUAGUGGGGGAAAUACAUCGACAACCUAUCAAGGAGUUUUAAAACAAAACAUCAAGGAGGAAGAGUAAGUAGACAAGAAACACGAGUAAGAAACAGCUACAUGUGAAGCGCAGACAAGAACCCGGGCGCUGUCGUAGACGAGAGGCAGAAAAUGGACGACUUCUCGGCCUGCCUGGAAGAAGUUUCCUCAAUGAAUGAGAUGGCCUAAAAAGCUUUGGGGGCUGCGCAAGAGUGCGAGGAGCUGCCAUGGACCUCCUGGACCUCAGUGGCACACGACACUUCCAAGAGAGAGAGUUCGACAGGAAAGUCGACUACCGAGCGGAGCAGCGGGAGUAUUUGCGAGGACGCAACAACGUGACUUCGUGCCGAAGCCCCCCCAGAGAGCUCAACACCAGACAGAUCAAGAGGCAGCUGAAGGAAAAGAGGCAGUCGGAGUUUCUGAGGAGGAGGUCGGUGAGCCCGGAGCCCCGCAGCUCCAGGUGCAUCAUCUGCUCCACGGAUCUGGAUGAUCUUUCAGAGUCGCAGCUACACAGACUGUAUAAGUCAAGGAGUAAAUGCGGGAAACUGCUCACAACAACGCAGACGUUCUCCUCUGCUGAUGGACAUCAAGAGAUGAUUGUAACGCCAGACAGCAGAAGAAGUGAUCAUCCAAGCACCAACAAUUGGGCUUUACUUUGGUCAGAACCGACAACAGUGAAGAAACAGGACAAAGGUCAGGAAAGGAAACAUAAAUCUACCUCCACAACAGAAUCCAGCCAGCGCUGGAUAAAAACUCAGAACACGAGCAGCAAAACAUUGACUCAGACCGCAACGAUUCACCAGAAAUCACCUGCGCAGACGGAAAGAAAGAGUCUUCAGGAAAUCAGUGUGCAAACAGAGUCUGGGUUUGUCACAAUCAAAGAGUCGGAUGUUCAGAGAUUGUCAGACUACUUGCAGGAAGCCCUGUGGAGAGAGGAGACCGUGAAGAAGAAGCUGGCAGUCCUGACAGAGAUCUCCACCAACCUUGUGAACUCGUCAGAUGUGUUAUGGACGUCUCGCUGCAGUGAAGACCUGCUGAGAAACAAGAUCAAGGUUCUGGAGGCGCAGCUGCAAGUCUGCCUGCAGAAGUUUCCCAAAGAUGGAGUGAAGAAACUGAUGAUACAGAUGGAGAAGCAGAGGGGAACGUACGAGGAGAAGGCCUUGGUUGCUCUGCAGAAGGCCACACAGGAGAAAGCUGACGCGCUCUGCCAGGCUGAGACACUGCAGGAAGCACUUAUUACAGCCCAAGCAGAGGCGCUGAAGUGGCAGAGCCUUUACAAGGAGCUGGUGCUGAGCUCUGGACAGCUGAGGGAGAACCAGCACCUCAGCAACGACCAGCUGCAGCAGCUGCACAGUGAAGUCCAGCUGUCCAGAGCCAGAGAGGGGCAGCUGAGGGGGGAGGUGGCAUCGCUGAGACAGGAAAAGCAGGAGCUUCAGUACAACAUCUGCCUGCUGGAGGAGGAUAACCAGAAUUUAAGAGAAGAAAUCCAGAACCUCAGAGAUGGCGGCGACGAGAGCCAGAACUUCUUUAUUCAGGAGCGUCUCACGUCGGACCGCCAGGAACCAGAACUGACCGCCAGGACGGACUCUGAGAUAGAGGAGCAGCUUCGGCUCAGUCAGGAGAAACUUCAGCUUAAAGAGAAACAGUGUGAGGAGCUGCAGAUGGAGCUGCACGCUAUGGAGCAGGAGUGUCAGUCCAGCCAGGCCAGGCUGUCGCAGUGCAGAGACGAACUCCGGCAGCUCAGCCACCGCCCCAGGAGACCAACGCUGUGUGCUUCCUGGUGGAGGGUUUGUCUCUUCCUCCUCCUGCUCCUCGCUGUGGCGGGGGUUGCCAUGUUGUGGUCGUGGCAUCCACCUUUCAGGGAGCAAGUGGAAGUCCUGUGCGCAGACAUGGAGACAAGGAUAGAAGACUAUCUCAUGACGAUGGCCUCUCCUCAACACUCCGGCUGUUUUAGACCAAUGUAGUGAUAUAGUGUUUUAAGAUUGUUGCCGUUUUCUACUGUUGUAGAUUUUGUUUUAGCUUAAAAACUUUUAGUAUGAAUGUUUCGUGGUUCACGUGGUAGUUUUUUCAGACUUGGAACUCAAGAGUUUGUGUUGUGUGUUGAAAAUGUGGAGGAUGUGCCAUACUGUGUGCGUUUAAAAUUGAUCUAAAGCUGUUUACAGCUCACAAGCAAGGCGUUUAAAGAAACUGUGAGUCUACACGAGAUUAGAGCCAGAACAGGGAGCAUCUUUUGUACUGUAAAGGGACUGUGUUGCCAGAAGCCUCAAAAAAAUAAAACACAUUAAUUUAAA
Messenger RNA from Fundulus heteroclitus (mummichog), 2399 nucleotides. Its product is annotated as TRAF3-interacting JNK-activating modulator. The record is from RefSeq and is a predicted model, not a curated record. Bases 336 to 2072 code for a protein of 578 amino acids. NCBI's taxonomy places the organism in Eukaryota, Metazoa, Chordata, Actinopteri, Cyprinodontiformes, Fundulidae. The transcript is spliced from 15 exons.